Messenger RNA from Ceratina calcarata, 2064 nucleotides. RefSeq lists its product as uncharacterized. The record is from RefSeq and is a predicted model, not a curated record. The coding region runs from base 122 to 1828 and encodes 568 amino acids. The transcript has 3 exons. NCBI's taxonomy places the organism in Eukaryota, Metazoa, Arthropoda, Insecta, Hymenoptera, Apidae.
AGAGAAUACGCGCCUAUAUAACUACGGCGUUCCGCUGAUUGGACGAAGUAACUUACGUUUUCCUGCACUAAGGGAACGAAGAGUACGCAGCCCGAGCCCGACGGGCGGCAUUGCGAGGAACAUGAGGAUUCGCCCGGGAUGCGCGGCUGCACUAGUGGUGCUACUGCAAGUCGCUUUUGUGGCGAGCAAGGCGCUGGACCAGAGCCAGACACAGCCACUCAAGUCUCAGCAACAAAUACCAUAUGGCACAGCGGCACAGAAGAGGUGGGGUGGCGAUUUGGGAGGCCAUGGGGGUGACUUGGGCGCAGGAGGCUACGGCGGCGGCGGUGGCGGUGGUGGCGACUUCAGUGCUCACGGGGCUGAUUUAGGUGGUCACGGGGGUGACCUCGGCGGAGGCUUUGGUCACUCUGGCGGAGGUGGAGGCGCGAGUUUCGGACACUCUGGUGGAGGCGGAGGUGGCGAUUUUGGACACUCCGGUGGAGGUGGAGGUGGAGAUUUCGGACACUCUGGUGGAGGCGGAGGUGGAGAUUACGGGCACUCUGGCGGCGGCGACGUAGCAAAUUUGGGACACAGUGGAGGAGGAGGCGAUAUCGGAGGCUACGGUGGUGGCGGUGAUCUCGGAGGUGGUUUCGGCCACUCUGGAGGAGGCGCGGGACUCGAGGAACACCACGACGACCAUCACGAUCAUCACGAUCACGGGUACUGGAAGAAGAAGUUGAUCUGGAAACCCGGAUGGAAGAAGAUCUGGAAACCGGCUAAGAAACAGAUCUGGAAACCAGCGUGGAAGAAAAUAUGGAAGCCUGUGUGGGUGCCGACGAAGAAGGCUAUUUGGAAGGAUAUUCAGGUUCCCGCUUGGAAGAAAAUCUGGAAGCCUGUAUGGAAGGAGAUCCAGGUCCCGGUUUGGAAAGAUAUCCAGGUACCGGCAUGGAAGAAAAUCUGGAAGCCUAUAUGGAAGCCCAUCAAGGUCCCCGCGUGGAAAGAAAUUCAGGUACCUGCGUGGAAAAAGAUUUGGAAGCCGGUCUGGAAGGAGAUUCAGGUCCCAGUGUGGAAAGAGUUCCAGGUACCAGCUUGGAAAAAGAUCUGGAUCCCGGAGUGGGUGAAGGUCGGCAUCCCGGGUGAACACUACCACGGGACCGACCAUCACGGCUGGCAGUAUACCAGUCACGAUCUUUGGAAGAAGAAACUGAUCUGGAAACCGUUGUGGAAGAAAUAUUGGAAACCAGCGAAGAAGCAGAUUUGGGUGCCCGACAAGAAGCUGGAGUGGGUCGAAGCCUGGAAACAGAUCUGGAAACCAGCUAAAAAACAGAUCUGGGUAGACGACAAGAAGCUCGCUUGGAAAGAGGAAUGGAAACAAAUUUGGAAGCCGUCGAAGAAGCUCAUCUGGGUGCCUGACAAGAAGCUAGAGUGGAAGGAAGCUUGGAAGCAAAUUUGGAAGACCGACAAGAAACUCGAAUGGAUCGCUGAUAAGAAGCUAGCUUGGAAGGAAGCCUGGAAACAGAUCUGGGUUCCAGCUUGGAAAGAGAUUUGGGUUCCAGCGUGGAAGAAGAUCUGGAAACCGGUGUGGAUAUCCGAAUGGUUCCCCGCAGAGGACCAUCAUCCUCAUCACCACGGAUGGGAAGACCGGAAGGACACGCAAGCUCAAGGCUCUCAAGUGGCUCCCAAGGUAGCCAAUGAAGGGAAAGAGCAAGGACAGCAACAGAUUCAAGUGGAUCGAAACAAAGUCAGAUGGGACCGAUCGUCGGCGGUCGAGGCGUCGACGAUCAGCCAGGACCUGGUGCCGCCGCCGAAGAAUCAAAGCGGCCCGAACUUGGCCUUCCCCAAUCACUGACCGAACUGUUAUAUGCUCGUAGACCCACAAGAGUAUUGUAACAUAAGCCGCUGUAUAUAUUAUUUUAGUUGUACGUUAAGUUAGAUAAGUUUCCUCGAAGGAUUAAUCGACUGACAUGGUCUCUGACUCUGACUAUAACGCGUUCUGUCUUUAUGUAUAAUAUCCCCUUUUUUAUACAAUGUUGUUGUUACUCCUUUGUUAACCGAUGCCGUUACGAAUAAAGUUAAUUAAUAUUU